Molecule: messenger RNA, 945 nt
Organism: Didymodactylos carnosus
Lineage: Eukaryota; Metazoa; Rotifera; Eurotatoria; Philodinida; Philodinidae
Source: the annotation of a GenBank genome assembly
AUGUUUCCAGUACAGUCACUAGUAUCAUCGAGUCAUAGCACCAUAGCUACACAACAACAAGAGCAAUACAACGAUGAAUCUGAAGACAACGGAGACAUGGGAUUUGGCUUGUUCGAUGAUUAUGAUGAUGGGUACAGCAGAGACAUAGAGCAACUAGUAUUAUCGAGUCCCGGCACCAUAGCUGCACAACAACAAGAGCAGUUAGAAUUAGAACAAGGUAGUAAAUUUAUUGCACGAUUAAACGACAUGACUUAUGAUAUGUCAUAUAAAAUUGAAGCUCAAAAUUUGAAGCCACCAAUCAAUGAUGAACCUACCCAUGCAAAAAUUGUUGAUGAAAAAGGUCGUUUAAACUAUGAGAUUAGGCCUUUCAGUUACAAUGAUCGCUUACAAUCUUCGAUUCCAGCUCCACCACCCGUCCCAUCAUUUAUGCAACAAGUCGCAGCAAUAUCAGAUUAUUUUCAGACAUCAACUUCCGUCACAUCAGCCCAAUCAUUUUCAGCUCCGUCGUUUUUGUCGGUGUCUUCCAAAUUUUCAGUGCCAACAUCAAUACCAUCAGAGGCACAAAUGGAUAGCGAUACAAUUAAAAAAUAUAAAAAAGAAAUGCUAGAAAUGGAAAAUGUGGCGCUUCCGCUUGCUAAUAAUGACCGAGAAACGGCCGCCGUUCAGUCCACUUCUAUAUCAAAGACAUUAAAUCUAUUCGAAGGAACUUCAGAUACUGCUGCCAGUACUUUAUUAUCAUCAAAAAGAAAAAGUGCAUGCUAUGAUUCAGACAGCAACUAUCAGGGAAAACAAAUGAGUUCAACUAGCGCUCGUUUUACUGAUGUAGACGACUUUCUUUUAGAUUACUUCGAAAAAGCAUCAUUACUUCUAUUGCUUUUAGACAAGACAAGAUGCCCGAUUAUCAUCAUGGGACAACCACUCAUUUACACCGUCGAAUUUUCGUGA